AUGGAAGCUCAGAACGGAGUCUCUGCCAACGGUGACACAAUGGAGCACUCUGGAAAUGAUGCCGCUUCUGAAACCCGGGAUGACGACAGGAAAAUAUUUAUUGGUGGAUUGAGCUGGGAGACGACCGAAGACAAUCUGAAGGAUUUUUUCUCGAAGCACGGCGAAAUUGAGAACGUCAACUUGAAGACAGACCCGAACACUGGCCGAUCUCGUGGGUUUGCAUUCGUUGUUUUCAAGGCCGUAGAUUCCGUGGAGAAUGUCUUGAAUGCUGGAGACUUGACAAUCCAAAACAAGAAAGUCGAGGCCAAGCGCGCUAAAGCACGUCAGGGAAAGGUAUUCGUUGGAGGCUUGCCCGCGGAAUUGUCCGAGGAUGAAAUCAAGGCACACUUCGGUAGCUUCGGCAAGAUUGCACAGAUGGAAAUGCCAUUUGACAAGGUCCGCAACCAGAGAAAAGGCUUCUGCUUCAUCACAUUUGAAAACGAGAGCGCGAUGAAGGAGCUGCUCCGUAACCCGAAGCAGACUCUUGGGGGCAAAGAAGUAGAUGUGAAGAAGGCAACUCCUCGCAAUGACCAGAUGGGAUUCGGCGGAGGUCCUGGCUUUAUGCGCGGUGGACCUCGUGGGGCUCCGCGUGGCGGUAUGAUGCGAGGACUCUUGGGGGCAAAGAAGUAG
Molecule: messenger RNA, 669 nt
Organism: Notodromas monacha
Lineage: Eukaryota; Metazoa; Arthropoda; Ostracoda; Podocopida; Cyprididae
Source: the annotation of a GenBank genome assembly